This is a messenger RNA of Drosophila sulfurigaster albostrigata, 2192 nucleotides long. RefSeq names its product putative phosphatidate phosphatase. The transcript has 6 exons. Gene Ontology annotation, molecular function: phosphatidate phosphatase activity. Lineage: Eukaryota; Metazoa; Arthropoda; Insecta; Diptera; Drosophilidae. The record is from RefSeq and is a predicted model, not a curated record. The coding region runs from base 794 to 1909 and encodes 371 amino acids. Gene Ontology annotation, biological process: phospholipid dephosphorylation; signal transduction; phospholipid metabolic process.
UGUCAGUUCUUCGGGGUCUGUUGAGCGCUUCGGUCGCAUUCGCAUUCGCUUUCGUUUCGUUUUGUGCUGUCGUUCUGGGGCGACGUAAUCGGCGCUGCGCAUGCGAAGUCAAUGCGCGUAAAUUGUAGCAACGGGCAGAAAGUGCAAGUACAUAUAAAAGUAAGUGCGACCAGUGAACGAUUUGAAACAGUAAACAAAAAUAAAGAGAAAUAAGAAGCAGAACUAUUAUUAUGGCCAACUAAGCAACCUCGAAGCCCGGCAAACAAAGUGCUGUGUGUCGAAGGUAGAAAAUAACGCAAACGCAAAUGAAAGCAAUGCAAGUGCAAAUACAACGAGUAUUAAUGACAGAUUGAAGAAAUUUUAUGUGCCUCGCCAGCAGAAAUAUUUGUCCAACCAUUUUUCGUGACUCCUAAAUUGCGCAAUUUACCAACAAAUUUCCCAUUCCGCGCCCCGUAGCCAAUUCGUUUUGUUUAUUUUACAUUAUCGAUGCUCGGCAUUUAUUUACGCAACUCGGUCGGCCACCAACGCCGAUGAACGACGAACGCUUAUCACUGGCGGCAGAGAAAGGCGCAUACAUUGUAAAAAUACCCAAACGAAAUACCAACACUCAGCACCUAAUCCCGUGUCCAUCUAUCCAUUAGCGUAUGCCCAAAAACAGCGAGUACAUUACAAAUAUUGGGACUUCGGAUAACGUACUGAUAAAAAUGCCCACACACUGCGCUCGCAAGGUGCAAUAACAAGCCACGCCUACUACGCCCAACUACCAUAAAAACAAGACUAACUGCAAAUAAAAAUGAGUAGCCUGCGGCCAGCGAGUGUGUGCGAUACGACGCCGCUGCAGCGCUUCGAGAGCCAGAGCAGUUCCAGUGAGGAGCCUUCUUCGCCGACGGCAGCUAGCAUCAUAGCAGCCGCUGCUGCAGCGAAUUCCACUGGACAGCAUCCACAACUUCCACAACAUCCACAACUCCCACACCAACAACAGCACUACAACAACAACAACAUUAACAACAAUGUUAAAGUCGACUUACAGCUGCCGCCAUUUGUUGGGGCGGCUGCAGGAGGGGGAGCACUUGUCUCCAAGCCGACGGCACGCGGCACUGCGCACAUCUUCGGACGCAUCAUUGUGGAUCUGAGUUUGCUCAGCUGCGUUGGCCUGACCAUGCUCGGGUUCUCGCUCUGGGGUGAGCCCAACAAGCGGGGCUUCUUCUGCGACGAUCUCUCCCUGAAGCAUCCCUACAAGGACUCGACCAUACGCAGCUGGAUGUUGUAUUUGUUCUGUGCAGCGCUGCCCGUAUCCCUGAUCUUACUGGUGGAAUUCUACAGGUCGCAGGAUAAACACGGUAAGAAGCAUUCCCAUCAUUAUCACAGCCAGCAGGAGGGCAGCGGUUACUAUUUGUGCCACAUGGAGUUGCCCCAUUGGUUGCUCGAAUGCUAUCGCAAGAUUGGCACCUUUGUGUUCGGUCUGGGUAUCGAACAGCUAACGACGGAUAUAGCCAAGUACGCUAUAGGACGAUUGCGACCGCACUUCCUAACGCUCUGUCAACCCGUGCUUCUGGAUGGCUCGACUUGCAGCGAUGCUUCGAAUGCGGGUCGCUAUAUUGAGGAGUUUACUUGCUCGACGGUCAAUGUGAGUGCCAAGAUGCUGAAGGAUAUGCGUUUAUCCUUUCCCAGCGGACACGCGAGUUUCGCCUGCUACUCGAUGAUUUAUCUGGUGAUCUACUUGCAACGUCGCAUGCAUUGGCCGCGUCUUCGCAUGUUUCGUCAUCUGCUGCAGUUCCUGCUGCUGAUGUUCGCCUGGUACACGGCCCUGAGUCGCAUCUCGGACUACAAACAUCAUUGGUCCGAUGUCUUGGCCGGUUCAGCAAUUGGAUUCACCUACGCGGUUGUGGUGACUUCGACCAUUUGGUAGCUUAAAUUCACAGCAAACUCGACUUCAAUCCCCACCGUUGCGGUCUACGCUUUAACUUUCCUGUGCUUGAAGUUUCAGUUCAGUUUUUAAUUCUUAACAUAAUUUAUUCUUAGUUUCUACCUGUACGACUAUAUACUUACCUGCAAAUGUAUACAUAUAUCUACAUUAUACAUAUUUGUAUAGUAUAUGCUUACGUAUACACGUAUUUUCUACGUUACGUUUUACGUUUUGUGCUUUACUUUAGUUAUUCUUAAUAAACUUUUAAUAGUGUUUAUUUUCGGUA